Messenger RNA from Ogataea haglerorum, 1380 nucleotides. RefSeq lists its product as uncharacterized. The record is from RefSeq and is a predicted model, not a curated record. Bases 1 to 1380 code for a protein of 459 amino acids. The transcript has a single exon. NCBI's taxonomy places the organism in Eukaryota, Fungi, Ascomycota, Pichiomycetes, Pichiales, Pichiaceae.
AUGUCUCAUCUAGCUAGCCGAGCGGAAGACGAUUUUUUUGCGUUUUCAGACGAGCCAAUAGCUCCACCGAAGAAGAAGCGGAAGAAGAAGGAUAAGAGGCCCAAGACGGAGAGCUUGAGUGUUGACAUAGUGGCAGACGAGCCCGAAAAGGGGGUCAAAGAGUUCACCAAGGAGGAGUCCGCAAAAUCUGAGUCUCCCUCGAGCAAGGCACAGUAUGACACAUUGAUAGAGGAACUAGGUCUCCAGGCAGUUGAGGAAAACGUUAGAAAGAGCGCGAGUGUGAAGAUGAGGAAAGUCAAGGCGAUUGAGACAAACAACGAUGAUCAAUUCCUCAAAGAGCUGGACAAGGACAUUGAGCUGACGCAACCCGACGGAGAAUUGGAUGAGAUAUUACAAAAGUAUAGCUCUUCAGAGCAGAUGGUGGCUUUUAACGGAAGACAAAUACCCAUCAAACAGGCAUUGUUCGCUUUGACCGUGGAGGUGGCGUUGGAGGACGACGAGCAAAUCGGAUUUCAUCUUCGUGUUCGUAGUAAUGCACAGUUUAAAACUAUUUUGCGCGAAAUACUCAAACAACUGGAGUUACACAACAGGAAUCUUCCUCCGGGUUGGACAGAAGACAUCGAGUCGCUCGUCUUUUACGUACAGGACCAUGAUAUAAUUUUGACCCAGGAUUUGCGGGUCGGGUCUCUGCUGCUUUCUGGUGCACGGCUGCCCCUAAGCGACGCUGGAGAUGCGUUUGCGAUCACUGCCGUUUUGACUCAAGAAGUCACGGCACGCAGACAAAGAAGAGAGGCAUCGCUAGAGAAACUGGCCCAGUCUCAAGAUCACACAGAAGAUCUGGACGAUGAUGAGCUAAUCAUAACUAUUCUGGACCCCCAGAAAGAUAACGAAAGGACAUCGCUGUCUGCAGAGAAGGGGACCACAGUCAAGGAGCUUCUGGAUAUUUUUUUAGUGCGCAUGAAUUAUCCGGAUAGCUUGAACAUCGAGCUUCAACACGACGGUCUGGUGCUUGAUAAAACAAUUCCAGUGGAUUUCCAGCUGAGAAAUAAUGACAUCGUUGAGGUGGUUUACAACUUGGAAGACUUGGAAUCUUUCGGAGAGCACGAAGUAACCGUAAUUAGCGAUGAGGACGUUAUGGAGUCUGAGCAGUCCGAUUAUUUUUCUAUCAAAUUGAAAGGAAAGGACCAACAAGAGGUCAGGGCUCAGGUGAACCCGAAAACCAAGAUUAGGACGAUUGCAGAAUUUUAUCUCAGCAAGGUAGGCCUAGACCCAAACACCAGGAUCCGGCUAAUUUUCGAUUGCGAGGAACUGGAUUUGAACGCUAAUGUGGAGCAUACCGAGCUAGACGACGGCUACUUAGUGGACGUAGAGUUACUCUAA